GCGGAGUUAAGUGGCGAGGGUAAUAUAUUGUGUGGGGUACAUUACAGAUAGACGGGUCCAAUACUGUCCUUUUUGAAAGUAGGAAGGAUAAGGGAGCUUGUCAGCGAGCAAACUACCGGAAUCAGCCCAACAAUUCGUUUUAAAAAGGAAUUAAAACAAUAUCACAUACAAGAAAAUGUCAAGGGAAAAGGAAAGCGAUGGUGGAUGGAAGAAGUUUAUCUGGGAUUCGGAAAAGAAGGAGUUUUUGGGACGGACAGGCAGCAGUUGGUUGAAGAUCUUGGCGUUCUACGUGGUCUUCUAUGGAUUCCUGGCUGGUAUCUUCAUCGGAACAAUUCAGGUCCUUCUCCUGACUACCAGUAGCUACAAGCCCACGUACCAAGACAGAGUUGCACCCCCAGGUUUAUCACACACCCCCAAAACAUUGAAGGCUGAAAUUGAGUUCACCCAUGAUGAUCCUAAAACCUAUGAAGAAUACAUAAAUGCCAUGGAUAAGUUCCUGUUAAAAUACAAUGAAGAAAAUCAAAAUGACUUACUGUUUGAUGACUGUGGAUUUGCCCCUACUCCUCCUGUUCCGCGAGGAAGUCUGGACCAAUCUGAAGGCAGUAAGAAGGCCUGUCGCUUUCAGCGGAAGUGGCUAGGCAGUUGCUCUGGUCUUCACGACAGAACGUACGGAUAUUCAGAGGGCAAGCCUUGCUUCAUCGUAAAGAUUAACAGAAUCGUGAGCUACUUGCCACAGCCCCCCCAGACAAAUGACAGUAUCCCACCUGAAGCCCAUGAAAGAGUACAGCCAAACUUGAUCCCUAUCCAUUGCGCUGCCAAGAAAGAGGAAGAUAAAGACAAGCUCGGACAAGUCAACUAUUUUGGCAUGAACAACACUGGAGGUUUCCCACUACAGUACUACCCCUAUUACGGAAAGCUGCUGCAACCCCAGUACCUCCAGCCCCUUGUGGCAGUUCAGUUUACCAACCUAACAGUUGGCAGUGAGCUCCGUAUAGAGUGCAAGGCGUAUGGCGAGAACAUUAAAUACAAUGACAAGGACCGCUACCAAGGACGUUUUGAAGUGAAAAUUCUGGUCAAGGUCCGAUGAUUGCAACAAGCUGUACUUUCCCUGCCCCAUUUCAAAACAAAAACGACUAGUCUUGAACAAACUGUCAUACAUACGGGACCUACACUUAAUCUGUAUGCUUUACACAGCUUUUUCUGCAUAUAUCUAGGGUUAGAAUGUAAAUUAAGAGUAGCAAUAGCAGUAAAGUAUUUAUUCUACUGAAUGAAAUUUCUUGAGCCAUGGGACAUGUUCAUUAUUACUGUAAAUUAUGAUUCCACUACUGAUAUGUAGCGAGCAGUGUUUCUGUCCCCCCAAGUAUUGCUGCCUUGUGUGGUUUGUUUUUUUUGGAGUGUACAGUACUGUAGUCGCAUACAAUUGUCCUUUCCAAGCCAUGUUUGUAAUUCCUGUAUUUCUAAUGUGAGCAAGCUUUAGCGGUCCAAGGUGUGUGUGUAUAUAUGCACUUACUAACUGAAAUACUGGCAUGGUACGCUCUGAUUGUCUAGGUCCGUGUGUGAAAAAAUGACUGCACUCCAUGGAAUUCUUUUACCCUAUUUCUUUUGUGUGUCUUUGUAGUCAUUUCGUUGUAGAAUACAUUUUUAUCACUUUUUCUUUUGCAUCACAAAUGUGGGAUGUUUUACUUUCAAUUUUCUGUUAAUCUUUUUAGUCGUCCAGUAUGUUGUAAAAAUGUGCGAGACUUGAGUCUAGAUUAUUUGGCAAGUGACUCAGGCUUUUUUUUGUUUUUUCCCCCAUUUUUUUUUUUUAAAGGCAUCACACAGUGAUGCAUCUUCAUAAAGAAUAGUUUUAACCAUUUUCAUGGUGGAAGAAUUUAUUUAUACAGUUGUUGUACAAUUUUAUUUUUCUGCAAGGAAAGUGUAAUGUAUAAAUAAAUUUAAUUAAUACCAAAGUCAGUGGUGGAAGUUUAUUUGAAGUUGAAGCAAUGUAGUACCCCCAAGGUAGAGGAUGUUUUAUUGGUGUAAAAGUGCAAACAAUCAAUGUUUUAACAUCUGUAAACUUGUCAGGAGUUCAAGUACUCUUGUUGGUCAUUUAUUUAAUUCGGUUAAAACAUCAAAUAAAAUGGAGAAAUAAUA
This is a messenger RNA of Acipenser ruthenus (sterlet), 2133 nucleotides long. Its product is annotated as sodium/potassium-transporting ATPase subunit beta-1-like. NCBI's taxonomy places the organism in Eukaryota, Metazoa, Chordata, Actinopteri, Acipenseriformes, Acipenseridae. Gene Ontology annotation, molecular function: ATPase activator activity. Gene Ontology annotation, biological process: sodium ion export across plasma membrane; potassium ion import across plasma membrane; intracellular sodium ion homeostasis. The transcript has 6 exons. The record is from RefSeq and is a predicted model, not a curated record. Gene Ontology annotation, cellular component: sodium:potassium-exchanging ATPase complex. The coding region runs from base 176 to 1087 and encodes 303 amino acids.